Molecule: messenger RNA, 1875 nt
Organism: Entelurus aequoreus (snake pipefish)
Lineage: Eukaryota; Metazoa; Chordata; Actinopteri; Syngnathiformes; Syngnathidae
Gene: lin7a
Product: lin-7 homolog A (C. elegans)
Exons: 6
Coding region: 44-700 (218 amino acids)
Biological process (GO): maintenance of epithelial cell apical/basal polarity; neurotransmitter secretion; protein localization to basolateral plasma membrane
Cellular component (GO): cell-cell junction; synapse; MPP7-DLG1-LIN7 complex
Molecular function (GO): L27 domain binding
Source: RefSeq, a predicted model, not a curated record
GCAGCUUCCCUCCAGUGCGAGUCGACUCCAGUAAACAGCAGUCAUGGCGACAGUGCUCCAACAGCCGCUCAGUCUGGAUCGAGAUGUUGCCCGAGCCAUCGAGCUGCUGGAGAAGCUGCAGGAGUCGGGCGACGUUCCGGGUCACAAGCUGCAGUCUCUGAAGAAAGUGCUGCAGAGCGAGUUCUGCACAGCGAUCAGAGAGGUGUACCAGUACAUGCAUGAAACCAUCACCGUCAACGGCUGCCCAGAGUAUCAGGCCAGAGCCACCGCCAAGGCCACGGUGGCCGCCUUCGCCGCCAGUGAGGGUCACUCUCACCCGCGGGUUGUGGAGCUUCCCAAGACGGAAGAAGGCCUGGGCUUCAACGUGAUGGGCGGCAAGGAGCAAAACUCUCCCAUCUACAUCUCCCGCAUCAUCCCCGGCGGGGUGGCGGAGCGUCACGGCGGACUCAAACGGGGCGACCAGCUGCUGUCCGUCAACGGGGUGAGCGUGGAGGGCGAGCACCACGAGAAGGCGGUGGAGCUCCUGAAGGCGGCCAAGGACAGCGUCAAGCUGGUGGUCCGCUACACGCCGAAGGUGCUGGAGGAGAUGGAGGCCCGCUUCGAGAAGCUGCGCACGGCCCGCCGGCGCCAGCAGCAGCAGCUUCUCAUGCAGCAGCAGCAGCAGCAGAACCUGUCCAGUCAGCAGAACCACAUGUCGUAGGUUGUUCCAGAACAAACAGAAGUGAGGCAGAACGUGACGUUUCGGAUCUCCUGGUGCUGAAGAUCCCAAAGUUGGAGGACUUUUCCCUUCCGGCGUUCCCUGGCAAAAAAGCAGAGUGUUUGUCCUGAUGAAUUUGGUGCUUUUUGACCGUAAUUUUUACCUUUUCUACAUCCUUCUCUGCAGACGUUUGCUUUCACAUUCAUCGUAUUUUGUUUUUUUGAAGCAAAAAGAGGUUGUUGAUUGUAGCAAAGGCUGCGUUUUGUAUGUGGUAGGUUUAGCAAUAAACACGUGCAAGCUUUAUUUGACCACCACAGCCAAUUGCUGACCUAUAUCUGGAAUUAUUACUCAUCACUGAACUGUAUUAAUAAUAAUGUAAAAACAGAAACAAAAACUAAGAAUAUAUCUUUUUUUCUCACAUAUUUAUUCGUAUUUUUGAAUUUGAAUCCAUUUAUUUUCCAUAGUUUAUGUGUUUUACGAAUGGCCUCUCCCUCUUAUGGUUAUUGUGCAAUAAUGCUAGAUGACACGCAGAAUGUCAACCAAAUGAUAAUAUUUCAUUUAUGAGAUUAGAGGUUUAUCAGAGUUUUAUUUCUCCUUUUGUGUUCACUGAUGACUAUUGUGAUGAAGCGUGUCAAAUAUGUGGAUGUUGGUGUUUUGACAAUCAUUGUGAGCGCCGGUGAAAAUGUGGAAUGUUCAACCGUAUUAUUUCCCUCGUGAGGAUAUUUUCAUUUUGAUGCUGUCAAACACUCCUGAUGAUUUAUUGAUGUGACUUUUUGUGCUUUGGUUUAUUUUUUGAUCCUUAUAUUUAACUUCUUUUGUCAUGUUUUGUUGUCUUUUCAUCCCAAAGUGACCAAAAAGCAUAAUAAUCUUCUCAUCUUUGAUUUCCUUCUUUAAUUCCUCAAAGUACACGCGUCUAAAAACACUCGGAUAUUAUUUCACAUGAAAAGUGCGACAUGUGCCACACUGCCAGAUUUGUACCCGUCGUGAAAAUCCAUGUUUAUUUUGUCCCUCAAACAUGACAAUACAUUGUUUCCUAUCGUCCAGUCACAGGUACUGUUUCUUUUUGGACUUUUUGGAGAUGGCGGUCCUGUGCUUCAUGGAUUUAAAAAGAAAACACAUUGUUAAUAUGCAAUUGUUAUACAUACUAUAUUUGUACAAAUAAAUUAAUGUGCUUGUGU